UUUAAGGAUAAGGCAGAGGAGAGAAAAAACUGGGAUGCCUUCCACCCCAUCCUGGUGGCCGAGGGCCUGUUUGCUGUGGCCAACGUGCUCAGCUACCUCCGCCUCUUCUUCAUGUACACCACCAGCUCCAUCCUGGGGCCGCUGCAGAUCUCCAUGGGUCAGAUGUUGCAGGAGUUUGGCAAGUUCCUGGGCCUGUUCUUGCUGGUUCUCAUCUCCUUCACCAUUGGUCUCACUCAGCUGUAUGGGAAAGACCAGAAGGACCCCGCCAAGAACCAGACAGAGGACUGUGAGGGCAUCUUCUGCCCACGACAGAGCAACGACGCGUUCCACACGUUCAUGGGCACAUGCUAUGCCCUCUUCUGGUACAUGUUCUCGCUGGCCCAUGUGGUCCUGUUUGUUACGCGGAUCAGCUACACGGAGGAGCUGCGCUCGUUCGUAGGCGCCCUCAUCGUGGGCACCUACAACAUCGUGGUGGUCAUCGUCCUCACUAAGCUCCUGGUGGCCAUGCUGCACAAAAGCUUCAGGCAGAUUGCGAACCAUGAGGACAAAGAGUGGAAGUUUGCUCGUGCCAAGCUGUGGCUCAGUUACUUUGAUGACAAGUGCACCCUGCCCCCGCCCUUCAACAUCCUGCCCUCCCCGAAGACCCUGUGCUACCUGGUGACCAGCCUGAGCAAGUGGGUCUGCUCACACACCUCCACAGGCAGAGUGAAACGACAGAACAGCCUUAAGGAGUGGAGGAACCUCAAGCAGAAGAGGGAUGAGAACUACCAGAAGAUCAUGUGCUGCCUGGUACACCGCUACCUGACCUCCACUCGCCAGAAGAUGCAGAGCACCGACCAGGCGACCGUGGAGAACCUUAACGACUUGCGCCAGGACCUGUCCAAGUUCCGCAACGAGAUGAGGGACCUCCUGGGCUUCCGCACCUCCAAAUAUGCCAUGUUCUAUCCCAGAAGCUAAGUCCCACGCAGAUGCACCUACCGCCACCCCCCAUCACCACCACCACACCUAAUGCCUUGUCUCCCCACCCCGAUGCAAACCUGGCCUCCGCAUGCUCUGGACCAUUUGUCCUUUCUUUUGGAAACAUGGUGGAGUGUGGGGACGAUGGGGGUGGGUAGUGAAAUCCUGGAACUCAACUGGAAUCUGUUAAAAAAAAACACACAGUAUUCUCCACACCAAAGCCCCUUGUCAGAGCUUAUGUAAUGGUCUUUCCUCCCACUUGUUUUCUAAAAGUGUCCGUCUUUUCAACAAAAUAAAGUCUAAUAAAGAUUUAUGGAAAAA
Messenger RNA from Alosa alosa (allis shad), 1278 nucleotides. It is a transcript of the gene trpc1, whose product is annotated as transient receptor potential cation channel, subfamily C, member 1. Lineage: Eukaryota; Metazoa; Chordata; Actinopteri; Clupeiformes; Clupeidae. Gene Ontology annotation, cellular component: cation channel complex; membrane. Gene Ontology annotation, biological process: manganese ion transport; calcium ion transmembrane transport; regulation of cytosolic calcium ion concentration. The record is from RefSeq and is a predicted model, not a curated record. Gene Ontology annotation, molecular function: inositol 1,4,5 trisphosphate binding; protein binding; store-operated calcium channel activity.